AGGCAUAGAUAUACAUCUCACUGGAGACUACAUAAGCGGAGAAGAAGCUGAACUUUUAUCAAAGAAUACAGCUGUAAACAAGAGGGCAAACGAUGGCCGUGAAAUGCAAAGAGUCAGAUGUGGUUAAAGCCCUGAGGAAUGUCUGCAAAGCCGAAGAUGUGCGCAAGGAGACCGAACUGAUGAUGAAGCCCUAUGCCAACUGGGAGGAGUAUCUGAUGCCUGGCCCCAUCUCCAUCGCCAUCCUAGGGGAGCUGGCAUGCAUCUCCGCAGGGCAGGGGGAUUUCUCCAUCAACAAGAACCCACCCGCAGGGGGAUUCAAAUACAUCAAGUACCCAGACUCAUUCCUCACGUGCCUGAUGCAGGUGAGCAACAAAGGCUGGGAGGCCUUCAACAUUGCGCACAAGAACAUGGAUCAGAUCAGGCUCCUCUCCAUGAGUGUCCCGGAGCAAAUGAAGACCAUUGUCCAAAUUCUGUUCCAGGACACAGAAGUAGUACGGGCAUUGCUCCCCGGGCCGCUGACCAGCAUGAAAUCCAUUGCUGAUGAAUGUACCUCUUUAGCCCUGGCUGUUGAGAGCAAAUUCAGUGACGUCAUCUGCCUGAUCCAAGAACUGCUGGAAGCCUGUUUGAGUUCCAAGAGCGGGUAUGAAAAAGAGCUGGAAGAAACUAGACGGACCUUGGAAGGCGUCAAGCUCAAACAAAAAGCGGCAGAAGCAGCCAAGAAAGAGGCAGAGGAAUACUACAAUAGUAUAAGGAAGAAAGUGGAUGAAACAUACCAAGAUUACAGAAAGGCAAUGGAUAGUAUUCCAGAGGGGUGGGAUGCUGUAGCUAUGAAUUUUGUUGCAAGUCUAACAGAUAGCAUGACAAUUGUGCCUCGUGCAGUUGCCAACCUUACCGCUGAUAUGUUUAAACACCUUAUUGGGGAAAGCGAGCACAGUGGCGACGAGGCAAACGGUGGAGCUGAAGAUGACCCCAUAGCACUGUGUAACAUUUGCUCCCACUCUGUGCAACUGGCUUCUUUGGGAAAUGCUCUGAAUCAGCUUGUGGAUGAAGAAGGCAACAUUAACAUGGGCCUCCUUUACAAUGAGAAAGACCAGCAAGUCAAGUCCUCUUGGACAAAAGAAACUGCCGAGCAACUUCUGGAGAAGAUAAAUAAAGAAAAGGAAUGUAGCGUGAAAGGAAUGGCGGUGGAAAUAUGUACUUCUGUAAUUGGUGUUUGUCAGACACUGGCUGAAAUAGCGACUUCUGGAAAAAAAGAUGUAGAUAAGAAAAGCCUGAAGGAAAAAAUCAAACAUCUAUUGCAAAAAGUUAACCUCUUUGACAGCAAAAGCAAGUCACGCACAGGGGCACCACCCUUUGCCCCCAAGACACCCAAUAUGGCAAAGUACGAAGACAAUUGCCAAGGGAAAAUGGCAGGAUCAGUCGUGAUGACCAAUGCCCAUUUCAAAGUCUUGCAAAGUCAAGAAAUGCUGAAGAUCACAGAAGAAGAGUACCAGAGAAGUUUUGAAAACUUCAAGCAGCAGAAUGAAGAGUUGACAGAGGUACUCAUUACCAUGAGGGCAUGUGAAACAAAGGAGAUUGACUUUGAUACAGCCCGGAAGAUGCUGAUCAAAGGCUUGGAUGCCUUGGGGCGGGUGAAGGAACAGUGGGAGAAGAUGGUCCGUUUCUUCCAGAUGAUUUCCAGCCUCAUCGAGUCCUGCCUCAGCCGUCGGAUUGCAGAAUUUGUAACCACAGCUGGAAAUGUCCGUGGAAUUGCAAACUACUCCAGCAAUGACUUUGUUAAAGAUCUGAUUUAUAAGCAGGCGUUCAAUGCUUCCAACGUGGCUCAUUUAGUGCAUAUGAUCUCCGAGACCUACACAGAAGUAUCUUCAAACUACCUGAUGGGCAGGGUGAGUAGCCUUGGCAGGCUUAUCUCCAUGGAGCCUUCUGAUCCUAAAUUCCAGGCUGAGCGCCUGAGAUUAGCAACAGGGUGUGAUGAUGCUCGACAAGCCAUAGAGGAUCUGGUCAUUAAGAAAAAAAGAGAGUUUGAGAGCAACAUCCGGGGCAGAGUGGAGAAAAUCUCUUCUGAGCUGAUGGCUGCCUUGCCAGAAGUGACCAAAACAGAGCAAAAAGCAAUUGAAGAUACCGUACAGAAGGGCAUGAGAGACAUGAGCCUGCAGGAUGCCAACCAGUUUAUCUAGAAGUAUAUCUCAACUCUAAGUCUGCCUCACCUUUGGGACAGGUUGUAGCAGUGCCUACCUAAUUCCAUCCUUUGUCCGUUUUCAAAAUUCUAGAAGGACAAACAGUGGUUUCAACAGAACUCUGGCCUUUUCCACACCGAGUUUUUGCCGCAACUCUUGCUUCUUAACUGUAACAUUUUAGCCCUUCCCUGUUUUCUUUGGGUUUGUCUUUUUUGGUUUUUAGAUCUUGGUGGUCUGAAAAAAUAUGAGGAAAAGUUGGGAGUGGGGGGAAUGGUACUGUGUUUCAAAGUGUUCUGAAUGUUUCAUGUGUUGCCAUGGCCUACAUAGUAUACAUCAAUCUGCCAAUAGAAGAUAACACAUCAUGAAUAUGAUGAAGUGGCCUGUAGUUUAUGCCACAAUGUAUCUCACUUUGAAAGAGUAAAAUCACAACUAAUAAUAAUAAUAAUAAUAAUAAUACUAUAUGAUAGGUUUCCCCAACGUGGUGCCUGUGAGCACCAUUCUGCCUCCCAGCACCUCUUCUGGCACCCACUAAGUAUCUUUACAUAGUAAGCAGGGAAAGGUGGGGCUUUUGCUGAGCAGAGCUUCUGAUUAGUCAUUGGCGAUCUAAUUGACUGUCCCGAUUUUGUCCCGAUAAUGAGUUCCUCCGGCUCUUUUUCUAUGAAAUGAUCCCUGGCAAGAUCUAAAUUCUGGUCAUUAUAGGGUUAACACAUUUGUUUUGAUCUUGUGAGACCUAACCUGGAAUUAUAACCUUGGCUUAGAGUCAAUCCUGUUUAGAAACUACAAAAGGGUUAAUUACCAGCAAGCAGGCAGGAGACCCUGACGCUGACGCACAGGCUUGCUACUGUAUAGCCUCGUUACUUUUGUUAUUCACUAGCUAGCUACUUGUUGUAUGUAUGAUUUAACUUGUUUAUUGAAGUACUUAAUUUACUGCUAUAGAUAAAGACUUUAUUCUUC
Eublepharis macularius is the source of this 3131-nucleotide messenger RNA. RefSeq lists its product as uncharacterized. NCBI's taxonomy places the organism in Eukaryota, Metazoa, Chordata, Lepidosauria, Squamata, Eublepharidae. The record is from RefSeq and is a predicted model, not a curated record. The coding region runs from base 93 to 2177 and encodes 694 amino acids. The transcript is spliced from 2 exons.